This is a messenger RNA of Aureobasidium pullulans EXF-150, 1110 nucleotides long. Its product is annotated as mitochondrial uncoupling protein 2. The transcript has 2 exons. NCBI's taxonomy places the organism in Eukaryota, Fungi, Ascomycota, Dothideomycetes, Dothideales, Saccotheciaceae. Bases 142 to 1110 code for a protein of 322 amino acids. The record is from RefSeq and is a predicted model, not a curated record. Gene Ontology annotation, biological process: fumarate transport; transmembrane transport; succinate transport.
GAAUUACGCAGCCACUUCGAGAAGCGAAUACCUUGUCCACCACGAGCACAACAAAAGAGCGACCACAUUACUAGGACACACUCCUAAGGAAACAACGAUCUAUCCUUAUUCGCAGCUACCCCAUUUGUAUUAGAAACAAUCAUGUCGGCAAAAUCAACAAAAGGUCCAGGCGGCAAGAAGCCAGCUUCGGCGGCUACGAACCUCGUGGCUGGCGGAGGAGCAGGCAUGAUGGAAGCACUCGCCUGUCAUCCUCUAGACACGAUCAAAGUUCGCAUGCAACUCUCAAAAAGAUCGCAACGUGGUGGUUCCCGUCGCGGAUUCAUUCAAACCGGCGUCCAAAUCGUAAAACGUGAAACCCCACUCGCCCUCUACAAAGGCCUCGGCGCCGUGCUCACCGGUAUCGUUCCCAAAAUGGCCAUUCGCUUCACCUCCUACGAAUGGUACAAGCAAGCCCUAGCUUCCAAAUCCGGCGAGAUCACUUCAAAAGCUACUUUCCUAGCUGGCCUAGCAGCAGGAGUUACAGAAGCCGUGUGUGUGGUUACGCCCAUGGAAGUCGUAAAGAUCAGAUUGCAGGCUCAACAUCACAGUAUGGCUGAUCCGUUGGACAUUCCCAAAUACAGGAAUGCGGCGCAUGCCUUGUAUACUGUGGUGAAGGAGGAGGGUGUAGGUGCGUUGUACAGAGGUGUUUCUCUCACCGCGUUGAGGCAGGGAACCAACCAGGCUGCCAACUUUACCGCUUAUACCGAGUUGAAAGCUUGGUUGCAGGAACGAUCUGGACAUCCCGAGGCUGGGUUGCCUGGUUGGCAGACUGCUUUCAUUGGAUUGAUCUCUGGUGCUGUGGGUCCGUUCAGUAAUGCUCCGAUUGACACUAUCAAGACGAGGUUGCAAAGGAACCCAGCACAAGCUGGUGAGACUGCUAUUGGCAGAAUCGUUACCAUUGGUAGCCAGAUGUGGAAGCAGGAGGGCAUCAGGGCGUUCUGGAUGGGCAUUACACCACGUGUCAUGCGUGUCGCUCCUGGUCAGGCUGUCACAUUUGCCGUGUAUGAGUACUUGAAGGAGAUCAUGGAGAGAGGAAGAGAAAUGGCUCCAGGAGGAAGUUACGAAGAGUGA